AUGGGGGACUGGAAUUUGCUGGGCAGUAUCUUAGAGGAAGUUCAUCUCCAUUCCACCAUAGUGGGCAAAAUCUGGCUCACCAUGCUUUUCAUCUUUCGCAUGUUGGUUCUCGGUGUGGCUGCUGAAGAAGUCUGGGACGAUGAGCAAGAGGAGUUUGUUUGCAACACCGAGCAGCCGGGUUGCAACAACAUCUGCUAUGAUAGAGCUUUCCCCAUCUCCCUGAUCCGCUACUGGGUGCUCCAGGUCAUCUUUGUCUCAUCCCCUUCUCUUGUUUAUAUGGGCCACGCCAUUUAUAGACUGCAAGUCCUUGAGAAAGAGAGGCAGCAGAAGAAAGCCCACCUUAAAGAGCAGCUCAAAGAGAUUGAACCCAUUAUAGAGAAUCACCGGAGAAUAGAGAGGCAGCUGAAGAAGCUGGAAGAACAAAAGAAAGCAAGCAAGCCUCCCUUGCAAGGGGCUUUGCUAUGGACCUAUAUCUUUCAUAUCGUGACCCGAUCAGCCAUAGAAGUGGGCUUCAUGGUGGGCCAGUAUCUUUUGUAUGGGUUUCAAAUGAAUCCACUGUAUAAGUGCACCCUUCCACCUUGCCCUAACACUGUGGAUUGCUUUGUGUCCAGACCAACCGAAAAAACCAUUUUCAUGGUCUUCAUGAAUAGCAUUGCAGCUGUUUCCCUCCUUUUGAAUAUCUUGGAGAUCGUUUAUUUGGGGGUCAAGAAGAUUAGAAACACCCUUUGCAGGAAGUCCAAGAAGAAGCUAAUGACCGCAGAGGAGGAGGCUAUCUUUAAUUUCCCCAAGAAACAUUCAAUGAUGCAGCAGAUUUGCAACAUGAGUGAUUCAUCCCACCGGGAUAGUUACAAAUAUAGGUCAGAGGAGCAAGGGAGGCUACCCGUCUCCUUGAAUCUUGAAGAAGGAUAUGUACUUACUGAACAAAACCAGCAACAGGGCAAUGGGGAGCAACAGUGGCGCAGAAAUUGCAGAAGCUGGCCCAAUCAGUAUCCAGAUAGACUGCAUCCUUCUUAUGGUCAUCUGGGAUACCCCAAUGGGAAUGGAGAACCUCAACACAGGCUGUUCCCCAGGCAUACAAACUACAUAAGUCAAUGCCAUAAUGAUGAGCAUCUGAUUGCGCCCUGCAGCACCGACAACAUCCCAAUGGAAGCAGGGCAGGCUGUCGAUCUCUACAGAAAGAAUGAAUCCAAUGCUUCAGAUGAGUCCAAGAACCUUCCACACGCUUCUAAAAUUUCCAUAGUAUCCAACCCCAGGGAGAGCCCUCAAGCAACAUUUCGGAAGUAUAGCUGGGAACUUAGCAGCAAGGACUUAGGAGAUGAUAAUGGCAGCCCUCCAAACACCAUGCCUUACCAGAACCACAACUCCAGCCUUUUACCCAGAAUGCUGUCAAAGAGUCAGCUGGAUAUCGACUCAGUUACCUCAGACUCACAGAAUGGUUCGGUCUUGGAAGCUAAAUGGCAAGAUGACAGCAGCCCUCCUGUCACACCCUCAUUUCCUUCCACAAGGGGACACAGAAUGGCAAGUAAACCCAAGCAAUCUUUCUGCUACACUGCUAUAUUCUGCUAUAGUGUGAAUUAUUGCUCUUUAGUAUCCUUUUAG
Messenger RNA from Pseudonaja textilis, 1599 nucleotides. RefSeq names its product gap junction protein alpha 10 (gene GJA10). Gene Ontology annotation, cellular component: connexin complex. The record is from RefSeq and is a predicted model, not a curated record. NCBI's taxonomy places the organism in Eukaryota, Metazoa, Chordata, Lepidosauria, Squamata, Elapidae. Gene Ontology annotation, biological process: cell-cell signaling. Gene Ontology annotation, molecular function: gap junction channel activity.